UCAAGUUGAAAAUCUUAAAAUCUAUACGAAUCUGCUUGGAAAAGGAGCAAAUCUAAAUAAUUUGUGUGUUAUGUGUGUGAAAUGUCUAAAGAAAACGCGAAUCUACGGUUGCAGGGCUCGCCGGUGAAUUUAUCGUACAGAAGUAAAAAGAAGGACGACAGAAAAAACAUACGGAAUAGGCCUAGAUCUGCGCUUCAGAAUUCUUGUUUCACGCCGGAUAUCCAAGAGAGUUACAAGCGGCCAUUUUCUGCAGAUGCUAAAGAGAGAGCACCAUCUACCAGGACUUUCUUCAAAACAUUCAGUGCAGAGCUCCUAGAGUCAUAUUACAACUCGCCUGCCACUAUCAAAGUCUUACCGCCUACAGCACACUUACUUGGAGACACCAAAAUAAAUAACAAGCAAUAUGCAAGAAAAGACAAAGACUUAUGCAGCAAUGCCUCUGACUAUGGGUCUGAAGACACUUUCAUUAGCCUAGGAACAAAAAUCAAAGCAAAAGCACAACUUAGCCCUAACCCUAAGCCUAAAAACAACAACCAAAAAUUUCUUAAAUAUCGUAACAUAGCCAGAAAAGGACGAAGAGUCAUGGACGCUCCUGUAAAUGAAGAUAAAACAAAUGAUUAUGGUUUAGAAGUUAAAAUAAUGGAGAAACGACCACAAUCACCAUCUAAAAGCAUAGAUGGUAACAUUAGAUGCUUGUCACCUUCAUUUAAAACUGGCGUUUAUGAAUCAUACUUUGUUCCAUUGCAAUCUGACGCGCAUAAUCCUUUAGCGGGCAGGGUUUCAUUCGGAGAGAAGCAAGACAUAGAAAAUGCCAUCGAUGUAUAUUCUAGACGCCUCAUGCAAACUAAGCAACAGUUGUCCUUAGUUGAAGAGGAAUCUACGCAAGAUUUGGACAGUGUUCCGUCUAAUAACCUUCUAAGUUUGACUCCAGAAAAUUCUUUAGAAGAACUUAAAGAUAAAGACGCGGACCACACUGAAGGUGAUCUGACUGGUAGAAAUACUUAUGAUGUUAAUGAAAAAGAAGAAUAUCCUAAUGCGUCUGAUUAUAUAGCUGAAGCUCGGACUUACAACAGCUUCUAUGAUGAUUUUCGUUCAUGUUCAGUUGAUAAUCAUAAGUCCAAGAUGUCUAGCACGAUAGUUCAUACUGAUUCCUCUUCAAAAGAUUCAGGCUACCCUAGCAGUGCUAAUGAUGAGAAAUGCCACAAGAAAGGAUACUCCUUACCUAUCACUUCGAAUUUGAGGAAAUCUAACUCUGAUAAUAAGAUUUCCGAUCAACCUAAAAGUCUCGAUAGUAUUUCAAACCAAAAAUGUCCCAAAGCAUGGACUGAACCUUUAAAUCAUAGCAGAUUGCUCUACAAAGACUUCUUCUUAAAGAAAGAAGGGCAUAUAGCUGUGCCUCCUAGUAAUUCUCCAAUCCGUCCUACAAAACACACAUUCCCAAUUCCUGGAAGUAGUGAUACUAAAGAAAUUGCAAAAAUAGAAAAAAAGGAAAAUCUGGAAUAUCCCACAUACCUCCUGAACAGUAGUACAAAAGCGUACACGUCCAAAGUUAUUGAAGACUACAAGAAGGAAUUAGAAGCAAUUAACAGCUUACAUGAACUAACUAUAAAAGAUAUGCAAACUGAUGCUAUUUCUCCAACUCCAUUGAAUAUUGACAAAAUGUUUGAACAGCAUUCAAACCUUUCUGAAGAAAAAAACACUCAGUCUCAUGCGAAAAAUGAUGAAAUCAGUAUCAGUAAUAAUUUAGAUAUUAGAAAGAGGAACGUGUCCAAAUUAACAACUAAAGAGCUGAUACAGAAUUAUUUAAAAGUAAAGGGUGGGAAUACAAAAGAAUUUGCUAAAAAUCUUAAGAAAUUUGAGAAUAUUGAAGCAAAGUAUAACUGGAAUAAUAGAUCUACAAUAGAGAGACGCAGUGCACCAGUGGCAAGAAAUUUGACCCAAAGGAAUAUGUUCACGAUUAAAACCCCUAUGAGCGCCAGAAUAGAGGGAGUCAAUAAUGACAAGGACAUAGAUUCUUGGAUGUCUCUUUCUGCACCUUCACCUAGUGUUCUUCACUUAGACGAUGUAGACACAUCUUCUCCUGUCCCAGAAGGUAGGAGUGAAAAUGAACCUGAACUAACUGAACAGACGGUUCAAAUUCAAGAAAUUAAAGAACCUCAACCAACUCCACAUGUAAAUCAAGAACCAGUGAAACCAAAAGAGCUCACUUCAAAUUCGACUGUUUUGGAUAUUUAUUCGAUGUUGAAAGACAUUGAAAGUUUCGGAGAGAAUCCAGUGACGUCUGUUACUAGUGCCAACGUUGUGGAAACUCCACAGAAAGAAGUCCAGGAGGAAAGAGAAGUUACGCCUAAGGAUAAUUUUAUGGAAAUCUUCGAAUUUUUGGAGAAAGUUGAGCAGAGCGCCAAUGAUGCUCUUUCUGUUGUGACCAGCUCUACUCCUCAGACUAUCCCCAAAUUGGAGGCUCUACUAAAGCUGCCUCACACGGAAAUAGCCCAGAGACUAGUCACGGCUUCACUGCAACUCGAGGAGCGUUCAUGCUGCAUCGCUUUGCUGCAGGAGAGCUUGGCCAAUCACAAAGAACAGAUGAUCAACAAAGUGAGCAAUUUGGAGAAGCAGUCGCUCCGUAACAUCAGCAGGGUGAAGGCGGAGUGUGAAGAGGCGAUCAAGAGACACCAGGCUUUUAUAGACCAACUAAUAAACGAUAAGAAGACACUCAAUCACCGAAUUGAGCAGUUAGUAGACGAACGGCGCUCGCUCGAGGAGCGCUGGAAACGCUCAGCUCAAGCUCUGGAAGAUCGAUACAAGCUGGAACUCCGGAAUCAACACGAUAAGAUGGCUGCUGCGCAACAGGUAGCAAGGCAACGUUGGGUCAGACAAAAGGCAGAGAAAAUUAAGGAACUAACAGUAAAAGGUCUAGAAGGCGAGCUCCGCGAGAUGGCAGAACGGCAACAGAACGAGAUAGCCGAUCUUAAAAUGCACCACGCAGAGCAACUAGGUCGGGCACAAGCUAAACAUGCUCAAGAGUUAGAGGUCCAACGAAGAGAGCUCGAGGGGGAGAAGGAAGCUGCUCUAGUGAAGGAACGUCAGCUGGCCAGCUCCAGACUUGAGAAGCAGAUUCUCGAACUAGAGCUGACAUACCAGGAGCAAAGGACCCGUUUGGUAGCAGAAAUGCGCGCUGAGAACGAACGCGUCGCUUCUGGGUUGAGCGAGAGGGAGAAACAACAGAAGGAAAGUUUUGAGAAAUGGAAGGAAGACCAAGAGAAGUUGCUUGAAGAAAAGAAACGACAAAUGGAACAAGAGAUAGCGAAAGAAAGAGAGAAAAUGCAGGAAGAAAUAAAAUUAGACAGAGAAGAAUUAGAACAAGAAUUCGAACAACACAAGAGAGAAUUCGAAGCCGAACAACAGUUGGCACUCAAGAAGAAAGUGACGGAGAUAGCAGCACAGCACAGGCGCGAGCGAGACAGGGAGAUCGAGCGGGCUAUAGAGAGGAUGGAGGAAGAAGCGCAAGCGGGUCGUAGAGAGCUGCAGGAGGCUAUUAGGAGGAAUAAAGAACAGUACGAAUGCGAGCUCCGUGAGUUAGCAGAGACGGAGCAAGCGACGCUCCGUCGGUACCAGGACGCCGCGGCGCGCGUCCGACACGCGGAGGAUCGAUGUGCUGAAUUAGAAAUCACAAUCUCGCAGCUCGAAACUAGAAAUAAAGUUAUUACUGAGAAAAAUACUCAACUCGAUGCGGCUGCCGAACAAAUUCGUUCGAGCUGCGAAUAUGCGUGGGAGAAUCGCGUCGAUACACUAAAGAAAGAGAUGGAAGAUAUGAAGAAGACACAUGAAGAGCAGAUGCACCAGCUUUACGCCAAAGUUAAAGUGGCUGUAGCACGAAAGGAUUCCGCUAUUCAGGCUUUAACGCGCGAAACUGCCAAGUACCAGGAGAAGAUAACGAUGUUAGAGCAAAAACUGCAGCAGCAGCGGAAGGAUUUCCUCAAACAAAAGUGAGCCUUAUUACCCAUAUUCACAGUUGAUUAUCGAGUGACAAUGUAUGUGUAAAAUCCAUGAAACUGGAUAAUUAACACCAUAACACAGCAACAUUUGCAAAGCCAGCGCAAGGAGUGUAAAUAAAAUUGAACCUUAUCGACCGAUGCUACAAGAUUUAUCCUACGGACAGAAAGUACUGUCAGCAGCAAAAGAGUCUUAAAAAACCCCUCUUGGUAGUCUUAGGUAAUGUAAUGUUCACGUUCUUGCGCUCCUUACAAUGAACAUGAACUAGUGUAUAAAUAUAAAUCAUUUCAAUCAUUCAUCAAUCAUUCUAGAUUAUUUUUGCUAAAGAAUGUCUCAAGCAACAAACUACACUUACACUUCUUGAAUUAACCUCGUAAGGCCCACCAUACAAAAUUUUACUAUGUAUUUUUAAUUUGAACCUUGUAUUGGGUUGAAUUUAGUUUGUUUAAGAAUGAAAGUUUUCAAUUAGAUUGAAACGGAGUGUAAGUACAUUGUAAUGCACAUUGGGCCUUACGGGGUUAAAAAACCGGCCAAGUGCGAGUCGGACUCGCGCACGAAGGGUUCCGUACCAUGACGCAAAAAAUGCCAUAAAAAAUCACGUUUGUUGAAUGGGAGCCCCACUUAAAUAUUAAUUUUAUUCUGUUCUUAGUAUUUGUUGUUAUAACGGCAACAGAAAUACAUCAUCUGUGAAAAAAGACGGACGGACGGACAGCGGAGUCUUAGUAAUAGUCCCGUUUUUACCCUUCAUUAUCAUCAUCAUCAUUUAUUCAAUAUUGUUUUGUCAUGUACAUAAUAGGUGUGUGUAGGGGUUGGGUACGGAAGCCUAAAAAGGUGAAGUGUGCGUCUUGAAUGUGCCUGUCAUUUAAAAAUCGAAUCUAUAACAACCAGUACGGAUAUGAUAGUCGUCUAUCCUGCGGUGUAAAAAAAAACCGGCCAAGUGCGAGUCGGACUCGCGCACCGAGGGUUCCGUACUUUUUAGUAUUUGUUGUUAUAGCGGCAACAGAAAUACAUCAUCUGUGAAAAUUCAACUGUCUAGCUAUCACGGUUCAUGAGAUACAGCCUGGUGACAGACAGACGGACAGCGGUUUCUUAGUAAUAGGGUCCCGUUUUUACCCUUUAGGUACGGAACCCUAAAAAAGUGACAGUUAUUUUAUCAGGUUUAGAGUUAACUGGUAGGUAUUUUCACUGAGUGUGUAGUGUACAUUUUCGCUUAGGCUUAAUUCUAUGUUUAUGAUCUCAACACGUGUGAUGCCAAUCUACACUAGACUAGAUUAUUAGUACUAUUACUACUUUUAUUGUUCCGUCCAUGUAUGUAUUAUAUUAGGUAAUUUAAUUUAAUUAAUUAAUUAUAUUGACAACUAUCGUAAUUUCUACAAAAGAUGUCUAGACAAGAAUUUGUCUUUUGUUGAAAGGACAAAAAAUCUCGGUAGAACCAUCGAGUUUUCAUUUUUGCUCAUGCGUAAGAUGUAUAGGUAUAUUUGUUACACCGGGUCUAUGCAUACAG
Molecule: messenger RNA, 5497 nt
Organism: Cydia strobilella
Lineage: Eukaryota; Metazoa; Arthropoda; Insecta; Lepidoptera; Tortricidae
Gene: dila
Product: centrosomal protein of 131 kDa
Exons: 17
Coding region: 82-3990 (1302 amino acids)
Biological process (GO): cilium assembly; intraciliary transport involved in cilium assembly; regulation of centrosome duplication
Cellular component (GO): centriolar satellite
Source: RefSeq, a predicted model, not a curated record